This is a messenger RNA of Leptidea sinapis, 675 nucleotides long. It is a transcript of the gene Pomp, whose product is annotated as proteasome maturation protein. The coding region runs from base 164 to 589 and encodes 141 amino acids. Gene Ontology annotation, biological process: proteasome assembly. The transcript has 4 exons. NCBI's taxonomy places the organism in Eukaryota, Metazoa, Arthropoda, Insecta, Lepidoptera, Pieridae. The record is from RefSeq and is a predicted model, not a curated record. Gene Ontology annotation, cellular component: cytoplasm; nucleus.
AACAAUUGACAUGCAGAUAAAGUGACUUGCAGCUUUCAAAAUUGAAAAUAUUGAACAUUUUCAAUAGAAUUUGGAUUCUCAUUAUUCGAAAAUACCGCUUAGUGAUUACUGUCUAUAAUAGGAAACUAAGAAUAUUAGAUCAUCUGAAAAACAAAGAUACAAAAUGAGUUUCGGACUUCCUUCAGUGAAAGUAAAACCAGAACAUGAAACUGAAAUCGCUGGACAUGAAGGAUCGUUUGGAGUACCAAAUCCAAUGGUUUCUGGUCUUAGUUCAACAAGAAACAAACUGGCUUUGGCACACCCAUUAGAAGCAUCAGAAAAAAAGUACCAUUUAAAUGAAGAGAAAAUGAACAUGGCAAUGCUUAGAAAUAUUCAAGGUCUUCAUGCACCCAUGAAGCUUAGCCUGGAAAGAAAAUUUGCAAGCAAGAUUGGCCGCUUACCCUUCCUACCAAGCUCUAACUUACAACAUGAUGUUCUUACUGGAAGAUAUUUGGACAUUGGUUUUGAAGACAUCCUCAACACACCUGAACUCCGUGAAGUAGCUCCUCAGCCCCACGCUUUUGUUGAAAGAUCAUUAGGAAUACUUUAAACUGUUGUAGUAUCUAAAUUUUUAAUAAAAUAAGUUUAUACAUUCUACAAUUUUCUUGAAGAUUAAAUAAAACACACAAAAUAUAA